UUGAUUCAGUCGCAUUCUUCCAGCCCCCUUUUCCUGGUAAUUUAGGUUUUUUUUGGUGGAGUUGUUCCCUCCCUUCAUCACCAGGAAAAACCUUUACCUCCACCCUCACAUUAUUCCACUUGCUCGCUGCAUUCGGACUUAUAUCAGAGCUCAGCGGACGUCCAGCUCCAGGUCUGGUGUUUUGAAAAUGUCUUAUUUGCCACGUUAAUAGCUGAACUAUUAACUGAGGAGGGAGAAGACCUGCUGCACGAACACCGACUGAAAACCCUGAGAGUUAAUCUCCUCCAGCCUCAGAAUCAGAAUCAGAAAACCUUUAUUUGUCCCUCAGAGGGGACAUUUAUUUGUUACAGCAAGAAAAGAGCCAAAGACAGCUUAAUAUUAACCUAAGUUUUAGAUUUAGUCUCAGGGGAAGAAAGAGGGGAGAGAUUUAGUCUCAAAGGGGGAGGAAAACCGUUCAGCCAGGUGCCUUAAACAUGGCGAAAGUCAUCCACGUCAGUAAAAAUGUGGGCCUGGGGCUUCUGGUGCUGGCGGCCAUUGCUCUGGUUACAAUUAUAGCUUUAUCCGUCGCCUUAGAUAAAGAAAAGGCCAAGAAGCGAGGAGGAAACAGUGAGGAUAAAGCAACAGGCAGCACCAGUGUUCCCAUUACUACACCUUUCACCCCAAAAGAGCCGUGGGACAAAUACAGACUCCCAGAAUCCCUUUCUCCCGUUUCCUAUAACGUCACCUUGUUUCCUCGGUUGAAACCCGACGCUAACGGACUCUAUAUCUUCACUGGAAAUUCGACUGUGGUGUUCAAAUGCGUGAAGGAAACAGACCUGGUCAUCAUCCACUCCAACAAGCUGAACCUCACCAACUUCGAUGGGUUUUUCGCCAAGUUCAGCGCCGUGGGUGAAGCAUCUUCUCCAUCGGUUCUGAAGUCGUGGCUCGUUGUGAAGACGGAGUAUUUGGUUCUUCAGCUGAGUCGCAGAUUAAGUGUUGGAGCGAUGUAUGUUCUGCACACUGAGUUUCAGGGCGAGCUGGCAGACGACCUGGAGGGUUUCUACAGGAGCGAAUACACUGAUGACGGAGUGAAGAAAGUUGUUGCUACCUCACAGAUGCAGGCUACGUAUGCCAGGAAAACUUUCCCUUGCUUCGACGAGCCGGCCAUGAAAGCUUCCUUCAACGUCACCAUCGUUCACGAGAGAGAAACCGUGGCUCUGUCCAACGGCAUCGAGACCGACUCUGCAGACUCCAUCAUUGACGGCGUUCCCGUUAAAGUGACGACGUUCGAGCCCACAGCGAAGAUGUCCACAUACCUGCUGGGCUUCAUCGUCUGUGACUUCGUUAGCAUCGGUUCCAUCCCAGACAGCAACCUGCAGAUCCGAAUCUGGGCUCGCAGGAAAGCGAUAGAAGACAAACAGGGAGAUUACGCUCUGAACGUCACAGGGCCGAUCCUUCACUUUUAUGAAAAAUACUACAACACAUCGUACCCACUCUCAAAGUCAGAUCAGAUCGCUCUCCCUGACUUUAACGCCGGGGCGAUGGAGAACUGGGGUCUGGUGACCUACAGAGAGACGGCCCUGCUGUUCGACCCCUUCAUGUCCUCUAAUGGAAACAAAGAGAGAGUCACCACCGUCAUCUCACAUGAACUCGCUCACAUGUGGUUUGGAAACCUGGUGACUCUGCAGUGGUGGAACGACCUGUGGCUGAACGAGGGCUUCGCGUCGUACGUUGAAUACCUCGGGGCGGACUACGCAGAGCCCACCUGGAACAUUAAAGAUCACAUCGUCCUGUCUGAUGUCCAAAAAGUGUUCGCUGUGGACGCUCUCGCCUCCUCUCACCCUCUGUCCCGCAGAGAAGAGGAGGUCAACACCCCGGCUCAGAUCAGCGAGAUGUUCAACACCAUCUCCUACAGCAAGGGAGCCGCGGUGCUCAGGAUGCUCUCAGAGUUUCUCACUGAGCCGGUGUUCGUCAAAGGACUCAGUUCUUACCUGAACACGUUUGCCUUCAGCAACACGGUGUACACAGACCUGUGGGACCAUCUGCAGCAGGCAGUUGAAAACACACCCGGUAUCGUUAUUCCUCACACCGUCCACGACAUUAUGAAUCGCUGGACUCUUCAGAUGGGCUUCCCAGUCGUCACCAUCGACACUCAGACAGGAAGUGUUACCCAGAAGCACUUCCUGGUGGACCCUGACUCUGUGGUGGAGAGACCCUCUCAGUUCAGUUACACAUGGUUUGUCCCGAUUAAAUGGAUGAAGACAGGCGUAGAGCAGCAACAGUACUGGCUCCUUCAAAAGACAGACACCCAUGAGAUGAUGCGAGUUUCAGGAGAGGACUGGGUUCUGGCCAACACUAAUGUUUCCGGGUACUUUAGGGUCAACUAUGAUGCGGAAAACUGGGAUCGGCUCCUCACCUUGCUCAACACCAACCAUCAGGCUUUAUCAAUCAUCAACAGAGCACAGAUCAUCGAUGAUGCAUUCAACCUAGCAAGGGCCAAGAUAAUCGAUACAACAUUGGCCCUGAGAACGACCAAAUACCUGUCCAAUGAAAGAGAAUACAUCCCCUGGGAGUCGGCCCUGAGAAACCUCAACUACUACAUCCUCAUGUUCGACCGCACGGAGGUCUAUGGAGCUUUACAGCCAUACUUCAAACGACAAGUUGAACCAUUGUUUGAGUACUUCAAGAUGAUUACAGCUAACUGGACCAAAGUACCAACAGGACACACUGACCAGUAUAAUGAGAUCAAUGCUAUUGGAAUGGCAUGCACUAUGGGGGUGAAGGGCUGCAGGGAGCUAAUCCAAAGAUGGUAUGGAGAGUGGAUGGAAAAUCCACAAUUAAACCCGAUCCAUCCCAACUUGAAGAGCACAGUUUACUGCUAUGCUAUAGCUGCUGGAGGUGUGGAGGAGUGGGAUUUUGCCUGGAAAAUGUUCAAAAACGCCACUUUAGCAUCUGAAGCCACCAGACUCCGAGCCGCCAUGGCCUGCACCAAAGCACCCUGGCUUUUAAACAGGUAUCUGGAGUACACCUUAGACACAACGAAAAUCCGCAAGCAGGACGCCACCUCGACCAUCCGGAGCAUCGCAGGAAACGUGGUGGGGAUGCCGCUCGCCUGGAACUUCGUCAGAGGGAGAUGGAGCUACCUUUUCAACACGUACGGAAAAGGAUCGUUUUCCUUCUCUAACCUCAUCAGCGGCAUCACCAGGAGGUUCUCCACUGAGUUUGAGUUACAGGAGCUGAUGAAAUUUAAAGAAGACAACCUCCAUGUUGGAUUUGGCUCGGCCACCUUGGCGUUGGAGCAGGCGAUCGAGAAAACCACGGCCAACAUCAAAUGGGUGACGGAGAAUAAAGCUCCUGUGAUGAAGUGGUGUACAGAGGAAUCAUCAAAAUGACACACAGGGACACGCAAUGAAUGAUAAUCACUAUAAUCAUAUUUUUCUUGGUAACCGUUGCGCAAAAAAAGGAGAAUUACGUCACCGGUCAUCCACGUCAGUGCUGGAGAAAACACAUCAUUAUAUAUCAGAGCUGGAAAUAGACACACACUCGCACCUCUAGUGUGUGAUUGUCAGAGAAAAAGGUAUUUUAAAACAUUUUUCUACACGGGAAAAACGGAUAUAUUGACUUUAAUUAAAUGGUUUUACUGUAUGUCAACAGAGUUCACAUAACUGUAUUAGGUUAGUUGAAGUCAAUAAUGUUAAAGGGGACCUAUCAUGCAAAAUGCACGUUUUGAUGUCUUUUAUACAUCAACAUGUGUCCCCGGUGUGUCAGGGAACUCACGCAGCGUCAGAAAAUAAAACCCUCUCUCUUUUCCUCCGUACCCAAAUCUCUAAAAACGGGGAACAACGGAGCUGAUCCAGAUUUGCGUCCGAUAUGACGUAAUAUCUGAAAUGUGUCCGAAUCAGCACUUUAGAAACAGGAAGUGAAAUAGAGGGAUAUGAGGCGUGGCUAGAAUGGGUGAUCUGUUUGGUAUUUUGAGCAAAACACUUCAUAGACAUGUUUUGUAUAUAUCUAAGACCCAUGCUAUCGCCUAUAAAUAGCAUGAUAGGUGACCUUUAAAGUGUUCUAUUAAUUAAACGUUAUAUUAUUGUUUUGAACUAACCUAAUACAGUUAUGUGUACUCUGUUGAGAUAAUACAUUUAAUUAAAGUGAACAUUUCAGUUUUUUCCGUUUUUUCAUAUUUCUUUAUUCUCAGAACGGCGUGUCUUUUUCUUUAUACUUCAGAUUAUAUUUUGCCGCUUACUAUGAUGUUUGCAAUGCAUUUAUUCCAUUAACAUGAAGCAUUCAGCCACUUUAUGUACGUUUAUUUGCAUUAAUGUGCCUGAAGCCUGUGAAUAAUAGGAUGUUAACUUCAUGUAUUUUUUAAAUCGACUGCUUUUAUUGUUCAGAAUCAGAAAUGAUGUAUUAGUCCCACAGCGGGGACAAAGUGCACUUCUCAUAACGUCUCUUUAAUGCAUUAUUAUUAUGCAUUAAAAUCAGCUUUUACCACUUAAUUAUCACAGCUAUAAGCACUCAUUAAUAUGUAUAACAAUAUUCAUGAUAAAUCAUUUUAAGAACUUGAAAGAACCUGUUUUAUAAUUAUUCAUAAUUUCUGGUCACUCAUCGACAUCAGUUGUUUAAUAAAGCAUUAAAAAGAGAUAAUUAGAUACACUAAGUAGUCAUUUGGUGGUUUAAUUGAGGCGUGUGGCGCAGUGGACUAGUGCGUUGGUGUUCUGAUCAGGGGAGCACAGGUUCAAACCCCACUGCAGUCAGCAUGUCGUUGUGUCCCUGAGACACUUCACGCCAAAGUGCUCCUGUUGGGAUUGAUCACAGUAUUGAGUAUGUAAGUCGCUUUGGAUAAAAGCGUCCAACAUGUCAUGUAAUGUUAAUUAAAGUGGACAAAAUAUAAUUUAAUCCACAUAAGAACUUGAAGCACCUAAUGCCUUCUUAGAUUACAUUUAAAUCACAUUAUACUGCAUUGUGUAUAACAACUACGAGAAUUAAAGUAAAACAUAGUAAAUAUCUUACCUUAAAAUACCUUUUAAAGAAAUAUGAAUGGUUUUAUAAUAUUGACCGUAUGAGUCAGUUUUCAAAUGACGUUAUUAAUCUUGUUUUAAACUACCGGUAUUUUGAAUAUUUAUGAGUGCUUAAAGCUUUCAUUAAACAGUGCUUUAAGCAGAUGAUCACAUAUACAUGUGUUUAUAAUGCAUUAAAGACUUAUAGACCUUCAAUUUUAGGAUAAAAGUUCCUAUUUUUGUUUUUUAGUACGCUUUUGCUUGUCUAUUUUUUUUUAUCUUGAUGAGUAGAUCAUAAAUCAUUGCACUACAUGAUACUCUAAAUGUCUGCCAAGUGAAAUAUCGAAGGAGAAAUAAAUCAAAAGUUCAGAAAGAC
This is a messenger RNA of Gymnodraco acuticeps, 5346 nucleotides long. RefSeq names its product aminopeptidase N-like. Gene Ontology annotation, cellular component: cytoplasm. Gene Ontology annotation, biological process: peptide catabolic process; proteolysis. The coding region runs from base 474 to 3371 and encodes 965 amino acids. Gene Ontology annotation, molecular function: metalloaminopeptidase activity; zinc ion binding; peptide binding. NCBI's taxonomy places the organism in Eukaryota, Metazoa, Chordata, Actinopteri, Perciformes, Bathydraconidae. The transcript is spliced from 21 exons. The record is from RefSeq and is a predicted model, not a curated record.